CCGCCCUGGCUCCCCCGGGAGGCCGGCCGCGGGGCGGGGGCAGGGGCGGGGAGGCGCGGGGGAGUGGUCAGGCCGGUUAAGAUCGGAGGGGGCGGCGGCCGGACCGCUCACUCGCCGCAGCUGUCUGGGGGCCUAAGUCUCCGCACGGCUCCUGCUGGGGGCUGCCCACGCCAACCACCUGCUUCAGUCACCUCUUCUUCCAACGCCCAGAAACGCAAGAGGAGUGAGCCAUCAAGGCGAAGAUGUCCGGGGAUCUCUAGUGACAGUCUGGUGAGCUGGAGUGACUCAUGAGGCUCUGUGCUGCUUCCCUGGCCACAACAUCCCCUAAGAUGGCAGACGAGGGCAGCAGUACCAAGGACUCCGAGUCCUUCAGCGUGCUCAACUGGGAUCAAGUUAGCCGGCUGCAUGAGGUCCUGACUGAGGUCGUACCCAUCCAUGGACGUGGCAACUUUCCAACCUUGGAGAUAACCCUGAAGGACAUUGUCCAGACUGUCCGAAGCCGGCUGGAAGAGGCGGGCAUCAAAGUGCAGGACGUCCGGCUGAACGGCUCUGCAGCCGGCCAUGUUUUGGUCAAAGACAACGGCUUGGGUUGCAAAGAUCUGGAUCUGAUCUUUCACGUGGCUCUUCCCACAGAGGCAGAAUUCCAGCUGGUGAGAGAUGUGGUUCUGUGCUCCCUUCUGAACUUUCUGCCAGAGGGCGUGAAUAAGCUCAAAAUCAGCCCCGUGACUCUGAAGGAGGCGUAUGUGCAGAAGCUGGUGAAGGUCUGCACAGACACAGACCGCUGGAGCCUGAUUUCCCUCUCCAACAAGAACGGGAGGAACGUGGAGCUCAAGUUUGUCGACUCCAUCCGGCGUCAGUUUGAGUUCAGCGUGGACUCUUUCCAGAUCAUCCUAGAUUCUUUGCUCUUUUUCUAUGACUGCUCCAGUAACCCCGUCUCCGAGCAUUUCCACCCUACGGUGGUCGGGGAGAGCAUGUACGGGGAUUUUGAGGAAGCCUUUGACCAUCUUCAGAACAGGCUGAUCGCCACCAAGAACCCUGAAGAGAUCCGAGGUGGGGGUCUUCUUAAGUACAGCAACCUUCUUGUGCGGGACUUCAGGCCUGCGGACCAGGAGGAGAUCAAGACUCUGGAGCGCUACAUGUGCUCCAGGUUUUUCAUCGACUUCCCCGACAUCCUGGAGCAGCAGAGGAAGCUGGAGACCUACCUUCAGAACCACUUCGCCGACGAGGAGAGAAGCAAGUACGACUACCUCAUGAUUCUUCGCAGGGUCGUGAAUGAGAGCACCGUGUGCCUCAUGGGGCACGAGCGCAGGCAGACCCUGAACCUCAUCUCUCUCCUGGCCUUGCGUGUGCUGGCGGAACAAAACAUCAUCCCCAGUGCCACCAACGUCACCUGUUACUACCAGCCAGCUCCUUAUGUCAGUGAUGGCAACUUCAACAACUAUUACAUUGCCCACCCUCCAGUUACCUACAGUCAGCCUUAUCCUACAUGGCUGCCCUGUAACUAACCUUAAGACCUGAGGGUUUCCACAGUGGGAACCCAUUUAGGGCAGGGGCUCUCAGGUAGGAGAGCCUCUUUCUAGACGUAGGUGUUUGGCUUUUAAAGGGGACUCAGCUCUGACUCUGUUUUUCUUUGUGUACCCAUUGGAAUAGUCCACAGACUGUCGUGAGCCAACCCUAAAAGGACCCAUAGAACAGUGCCACUCGGGGAGAUGCAAAGGAAGCGUGACUUCUCACCAUCUUUUUAAGAUAGUCACUAACACUUCCCAGACAUUAAUUAGCACUUGGGAUUUGAGCUCGGCACAGUCUCUGAGAUUGGACAGCCAGCGUAUGAGAAACAAUCCAGGCGCUCUCCUUGGCUGAGUCUACGGUAGACUGCAGGCUCUCUCAUUCAGGAUUCUCAGCAGUCACGUGAAAGCUGAGCUGAUAGUCUCUUACUGUGUCGAUUUUAGUCAGCUCCCCAAACUGAUAAAACAUGAGGGUGCUCUUUGUGACUGAAUUUUCACUCACGGGACUAAGUUGUGUAUGUCUAGUCCCCAUCGGCAGAGCUGAGAAUUUCAUUCAUCAAUAAACCAAAGCCAAUAGCUGGAGACUUGAGAUCUGGUUGGAAGUGGUUUAUGGUAUAUGCUGUGCUUUAUCAAGGAAUUAUGAGAUAUUGUGGAGAAAAAAAUGACCUUUUUUCUUGAAAUGUAACUUGAAAACAAAAUAAAAUGUGGAACAUAAUGUUAAAGUAGAAUUGUGGUGGCGGAGGGGUGGUGAUUGUCGAUAGGAAACAUGAAUGUUUUGUUUUUGUUUUUGUUUUUCUUUUCUCUUUAAAGAAUUCUUAUUGAAUGACACGUGCCCCACCCCCUCCCCCAUUGGCUCCCUGGUGACUGACUCUCCUUUGCUCUUCUUAAGAGUAAGGAGUGUAGGGGCUGGGGAUUUAGCUCAGUGGUAGAGCGCUUGCCUAGGAAGCGCAAGGCCCUGGGUUCGGUCCCCAGCUCUGAAAAAAAAAAAAAAAAGAACCAAAAGAGUAAGGAGUGUAAAAAGAAAAAAAAAGAGUAAGGAGUGUAUUGUGCCUAGAGUCACUGUCACAACUGAUAGUGUCUUCCCACGUUUUAAUUGGAAGCUCAUCAUUCCCAGUAUGACAAAGAUUUUGCUGGAGUACAUUGACCGUUCUUCACCAAUCCCUUUAAAAGUAACCGUUGCAUUCCCUAGAUAGUUUCCACAGUAGGAGAGUCCAGGAGAAAAGAGUGGCCAGUGGAACCAUUCUAGAAUUUCACUUCCUCUCUCCAUGUUUCAGGGGAGUAGGGGUUUUGUGUCAAGUCUGGCCCUGUGUGUUCUAGCUACCAAGGCUCUCUGAUGUCCCCGGGUAAGAGACCGGAGAGUCAAGGAUGCUCUUCCUUAUUCUGUAGAUUUAAGCAUUAUAUUUAUGUUCUGCACUUUGGAAGGAAAACAGUGUUAAUUGCUGGCCCAAAUCAACAGUCCACAGGGAGGGAUCUAGACGACUAUGGCUUUACCUAGUGUGUUCAGAAGAGAGAUUUCCCCUUUUGAAAUUUUCUGUGGGAUAUUUUAGAAUGCAUCACUUUAGGGUAUCCAGGGGAAAGAUAUUCAGUGUUGCCAGCAAGCUUGAUUUCUGAAGUGAUUCCAUCAAAUCCAUGAUCUCAAUUGCUACUUUGUUCAGUGACCGUAAAAAUCCAAAGAUCCAAACUACUGCUUUGUAUAUGCUUUAAGCAAUGGAGUUUUCUUUAUGCAAAAAAGGAUGUAGUAAAAAUGAAGUGGCUGACCUUUUUCUAGUGAUGUGUUUUCAAGUUGCUUCUGAAAUGUGCUUUAUUAGUCCCGCUAAGAGUUGAUCCAAAUGUAUCUUCACUUGUAGCCAUGUUAAGUUAGGUCACCAGAAGACUUAGUAUAACAAGUUUCUAUUGCCCUUUGAAUCUUAGUUAGGUUUGAAUUGACUUUGGGUUUUGUGAGGGGGACCUGAGUUGUUUCAUGAUUAAAAGGAAGGUAAUGAAAAGGGAACCCAACUUUGAAAACUACCGUCAUCCAUGACCUUAAAAGGCUACAGUUGUAAUCAAAGGAGAACAUGUUUGCACAGAACUAGGCUUGUCCAAUCAAAGCUUUUGAAAUGUGUUGGAGCCUCCCUCAAUGUAAGCACUUGCUAAUAGAAGCAGAAACCAGGACUGCUUCAGUUGACAAGGCUUGGGGACAAGUAAGGGACUGGAAAAUUUCCGGCAUCUUCUUGGGAUUCUUUACGCUUUAUAUAUAUACAAUUUCCCAGUCUGGCCGUAUUGUCUUCUGAGGAUGGAGAGAGGAAAGAGAAGUUGUAAACCACCACUAGAUGCUGCCUUGAUAGGUUCCUUUUAGUCUGCCCAGCUGUUUUGUAGGUGAAGAAUUGAUGUGUGUCCUAGAACUGUUACAGUGAAAAGUUACAUUGACCAAAGCUCCAUUUUUAAGAUACAAGCCCUGGAUUGUGGCUAUCCGGACCAGAGUUGUCUCUAUUGCUCUGUGUGAGCCUCUGCCAGACCAGAAAGAAACAGGCCAGGUAACCUUGCACUUCAGAUGUUGGGACGUUUUAUCUGAAACCUGCCUUUUGUGCUCUUCAUGUAUGCAUCAGACACUCUUCUACCGAAUCCAGUAGUUUUGUGUGUGUGUGUGUGUGUGUGUGUGUGUGUGUGUGUGUGUGUGUGUGAGUGUGUGGGGUGGGUAAUGUGAAACCUGGCCUUGGCAGAGGGCACUGAAGGGCAAGUGCAGGCUGUAACCUAAAUGGAAGCAGUCUUUCAUUUGCUCUUUUUUUCCCCCAGAACUCUGACCUGCUUUCUGAGUUGGUUCUCUCAGUCAGGGGCAGCUGUGCUGAAAACCGUGUCUUUACCUUGAGCUCGCAGAUGCACACUCUUGGGUUUUAGCCUGGAGCUUCAUUCAGGCUCACCCUUCAGCCUUACUACUCCUUGGUGUCGGUCAUUGCGGUGAUGAGACCGACUCCUCAUGCCUCUAAGUCAAAUUCCUGGUGACUGCCUGUGGGUGAGGCAUGGCCUGCACCUGGGCCUGACAGAUGAGUGCAGUUGAGUAAAGAAGAUUCUUGAUUCUUGUCUGUUUUUUCUUUUUUGGCUUUCCAGUGUUUUCCCACUCCUGUUUGACUUAAUUUGGAACUCAUGUCAGAGUGAUCUGUGUGUGUGUGUGUGUGUGUGUGUGUGUGUGUGUGUGUGUGUGUAUGUGUGUAUGUGUGUGUGUGUGUGUGUGUGUGUGUGUGCUUGUCUGUACUUUGUGGUAAUGCAGUAAUAGUUGCCUUGCUAAAGCCCACAGUCUGCUCUCCUUCCAGCUGACCUCUGGUGCUAGCCCUGUUCUUCAUGGUGGGCUAGGAUUUUACCCAGUACAGCUUCAGUCUUGGGAAAAUGGCUCCACUCAAAACCAGCUUUGGGAGCACGUCCCUUCUAUCGAUCUUUCUUGUACUGGGACCCUGUUUCAGGACGCUGUUAGUCCUUAGCUCAAAAGCUUCCUGUAGAGGUUGGAUUAAAGUAUAGCUCUCUAAGCAUGAAGCAGGCAGCCCUGAUGCUCCCCCAACCCCUGGCAUUACUUUCUGAGUAUCUAACAGGGUUUCACAUUAGGGAAAACCCUCGGAGGUGAUUCUAUAAAUUGAAAGAUUUUUCUAAUUUUCAAAGUUGGAUUUACAUCACUAAUCUGAGACAGAAUUUCACAGCUAAUUAUGUAAUGCAGUCUAAUUUUGGAAUGCAGUCUAAUUUAACCAGUUGAAUCCAAAGGGUAGAGGAGAGAUGCUUAAAAAGUCCUGGCAACCUCUCAGGGUUAUUGGUGCAGCUCUCUGAGGGAAAAAAGUUGUUUUGUUUUCUUCUUCUUCUUUUUUUUUUUUUUUUUGCUUUUAUUGAUUUUGGUUUUUUGAAUUCAAGUGCCUCCUUGUUUACCUGUCACUUUAAAAAAAUACUUUUAAAGUAUAAGCUUCAAGAAUUUUUGAGUUCUAGAGUUUUGCCUGGCUGUUGAGAUUUGGUGCAAAUUCUCAUGUGUGUUUAUAUAGGAAGGUGAGUUGACCAUCCACUGAGGAGGGUAGAACUAAUUAACAUGAUCUGUGGUCUUUACAAAAGAGAAUCCAGCUACCUGGCCUGUGGGUGUGUGUAUUUGUGAAAACUUAAAUUUCCUGAAGCAUCUAUUUCCACAUUAAUAUGGAUGAAAAGUAAAAUUUCCUUUGGACUAAAUUGGAAGCUUUCUCUUCUGUAUCUGCAUAGGCUUGAACUAUUCCUUGGCAGUGCCUAGAGAUACGGGGUUCCUUCUUGGUACCGGUCACUCACCUCCUUAUGUGACACAGAUGAGAUUUCUUCUCAGUGCAUAUGUAUUAGAACUUGAUGGAAUAAAAGCUUUGAGUUUGAGAAAUAAAGGUAUAUUUAAAAGUGUAAAAA
Molecule: messenger RNA, 5879 nt
Organism: Rattus norvegicus (Norway rat)
Lineage: Eukaryota; Metazoa; Chordata; Mammalia; Rodentia; Muridae
Gene: Tent5c
Product: terminal nucleotidyltransferase 5C
Biological process (GO): mRNA stabilization; negative regulation of cell differentiation
Cellular component (GO): nucleus; cytoplasm; nucleoplasm
Molecular function (GO): poly(A) RNA polymerase activity
Source: RefSeq, a predicted model, not a curated record